AUGACUGAUAAUUAUAAAUGUUGGCACGAGCAGUUGCCUUAUGCUUUAUUUGGAUACCGUACUAUGACCCAAACUUCAGCAGGAGCAACUCCAUACUUGCUGGUCUAUGGAACUGAAGCAGUCAUAUCUGCCGAAGUUGAGAUACCCUCUUUGAGAAUCAUUCAAGAAGCAGAAUUGGACAAUGUUGAAUGGGUCCGAGCUGGAUAUGAGAAAUUGGCUCUAAUUGACGAGAAAAGGAUGGUUGCCGUAUGUCACGGUCAACUGUACCGACAAAGGAUGGCAAGGGACAUCAACAAGCGAGUCAGAACUAGACUUUUCCAAAUUGGGCAAAUGGUGCUCAAAAGAAUUUUCCCACAUCAAGAUGAAUACAAAGGGAAGUUUGCUCCCAACUGGCAAGGCCCUUUUGUCGUCCGCAAAGUACUCUCUGGAGGAGCGGUAGUAUUGGUAGAAAUAGACCGACAAGAGUGGCCAAAGCCAAUCAAUUCAGAUGCAAUCAAGCGCUACUAUGCAUGA
Molecule: messenger RNA, 513 nt
Organism: Lycium ferocissimum
Lineage: Eukaryota; Viridiplantae; Streptophyta; Magnoliopsida; Solanales; Solanaceae
Exons: 1
Coding region: 1-513 (170 amino acids)
Molecular function (GO): nucleic acid binding
Source: RefSeq, a predicted model, not a curated record